Messenger RNA from Symbiodinium pilosum, 1263 nucleotides. Lineage: Eukaryota; Dinophyceae; Suessiales; Symbiodiniaceae. The record is from the annotation of a GenBank genome assembly.
AUGGGCUACAUGCCUGGAGUCGCUGAAUGCGCGCUGAAAGACAACUGUUUGGUCUAUGCUGACAUACGCGGCUACCAGGACAAGGAAUCGCGAGCCCCUAUGACGGACAAGUCACUUUUUCGCUGCCACUCCAUGACGAAGCCAAUCACGGCUGUAGCGAUGAUGGCGUUGUGGGAGGAGGGCAAAAUUGGCUUGGAUGAUCCGGUCCACAAGUACAUCCCAGCCUUUCGUCACAUGAAGGUGGUCAAAGGCAAGUCCUGCGAAGAUGCGUGUCGUCCAAUCACACUCCGCCACCUGGUGACCCAUACCUCUGGCCUCGGCUAUGGUCCUUCUCGAGAGCGGAAGUGUGAGAAGCUGGACAAGGGCCUCUACACCCCCUUCGUAAAGCGCGUCGAUGCUGGGAUAAUUUCGAACUUGAAGAGCUUCUGCGAUGAGCUUGCCACAUUCCCACUUCAAUUCCAUCCGGGAGAGAGGUGGGAGUACUCCAUGGGCAUGGACGUUCUGGGUCGCGUGGUCGAGGUGGUGUCUGGUAUGCCGCUGGAUCGGUACUUCCGGAAGCGCAUCUUCAAGCGGAUCGGAAUGAAGGACACGGCCUUUUCUGUCAGCGCUUUCCGCGCGCGACGCCGCUUGACAGCCUACUAUGUAACAAAAGCGCGUUCAAAGCACAGAAAGACCAAGCUGCCGAACAAGUUCUCGGCAAGACGCGCUGAUGGCCGCCACGCCCAAUUCAGCGCCUGGGUGCGUGGGCGGUCGUUGCGGGUCCUUUCUGGAGGUGGCAUUUGCGGAUCCUUCGCAGGCGGACUUUUGUCAUCACUCAGGGACCAAGCCCUCUUUUGUGCAGCGUUGCUCAACGGAGGCUAUUCGCAUGCUACGUCCCGACGAGUGCUGAAGUCUGGCACAGUGAGGUUGCUUUGCCGGGAUUGGCUCCGGAUGAAGUCUGUGGCUGACAAGCAUGUCCUGCCUGGAUGGGGCAUGCAUUCCAUGGGAAUUGGAUGGUGUCCUGUCGGCCAUUGGCUGCCUGAGCGCCAUGAGAUGUUUAUGGGCGGCAUCACUACAUCCUGGUCCAUAAAUUUCAGCACCAAGAUCAUCCAAGUCACCAUGACUUCCAGCUCCUGUGAUGCUGAUGUGCACGGGUGGGACGACCGAAGGGAUGACCUCGACGGAUGCAUCAAGCAUGCGCUGAAGGUGUGCCAAAGAAAGCAAAAGCGCUCGUGCAAGACCCUCUUGGGGAGCUCCAGAAAGUUCAAACGGUCGCGCGCUUGA